Diatraea saccharalis (sugarcane borer) is the source of this 643-nucleotide messenger RNA. The record is from the annotation of a GenBank genome assembly. NCBI's taxonomy places the organism in Eukaryota, Metazoa, Arthropoda, Insecta, Lepidoptera, Crambidae.
GUGAUACUCUCGCACAGUUUAUACAACCUUCAAAAUGAGCGCACCGCAAUUGUGUUUACUUUGUGUAGUGCUCUGCAUCAGUUAUACUGCAGGUUCAGUGCAGAAUGUACCGGUUCGGAAUGUACCGGUCCGAAAUGAGCUCGAUAAAAAGAUCGAUUUAUUUGAAGGCGUCAGUGUCACAAUACCUGCAAAUGACACUAGAAGAAUAUUGUCCUUUGAAGUAGAUACUAACAGGAAUAAAGAUGAAGGAAGAGGAAAGAAAAACGGAUUGAUGGAGAGAAUAUUGCCACUAUUUAUCAUGCCAUUCCUACUUCAGUCAGCUAUCGUACCCUUGUUCUUGAGCAUGCUAAAGUUCAUGCUUUUUAAAUCCCUCAUGGUUGGCAAGCUGGCGUUAAUACUGAUCAUAAUAAAUGCGUUUAAAAAUCAUAAUGUCGUCAAAGGGAGGGACGCAGUAAUGGCCGAUGUCCACUAUGGCUACCAUGGAAACGGGAUGGAGGAAUACGGUGCUUACAUCAACUGAAAAUUUGCCAAAUUUCUUACGGAUUUUAUAAAAAAAGAUUACAAUUAUAACCACCAAAUUACCGCUAGUUAAAAUCAUUGUAGAUUUAUGAAUCCAACUUCUAUAAAGAAGUGGAAAUCUACU